Molecule: messenger RNA, 177 nt
Organism: Pelobates cultripes (western spadefoot toad)
Lineage: Eukaryota; Metazoa; Chordata; Amphibia; Anura; Pelobatidae
Source: the annotation of a GenBank genome assembly
GGGGGCGGGGCCUGACUGCCAAGCCGAGCGGACGCAACUCACAUCGGCUCCUGACCAAGACUCACAUUAAAGCCCAAUUUCACGACUUUAUAGCCCCUCCAGGCGCACAACCAACAUCCAGAGACUCCUGGGCAUCUCUACAAGUAAUCAGCAGACCGAGAUCUAGUUUUGGCCUGC